AUGUCGACCACCGUAUUUAAUAGAAUUUUGGACUUUAUGAAAGAUGAACCAGUAAAGCAUAUUACAGCAGGAUCGGUAAUUUACAAAGGCACGGAAGAAGACCAAACAAUAUCAAAAGAUGAACUUUUAAAGUUGACGAUUAACGCAAUUCGGUCCAUUAAAAAUAUUGCUGGCGAAGAUUCUGAACGCUUUAGAAAGAUUUCCAAUAUUCCUUUAGAGUUCGAAUGUGCCUAUGAAACUAUCUGUAGUCUACGUGAUAUCAAGGCGUUGAAGACGAGUGAACAAGUUCCCUUCAAUGAUGAUACAAUCAAGAAAAAUAUACGAUCUUUACAAGGGAAACUUUUGAGCGAUUCAUCCCCCCUUUCUGUAGAACUCUAUCAAAACGUGAAAAAUAUUCCCAUUACAAACUUAACCUGGGAAGAUCCUCUAUCUAGUCAAGUCAUAAGCGAUGAUUCAAUCGUAGUAAAAAAGUUGUCACCGAAACAGUAUCAAAAUUUUAUGAAACCAGCACGUAAUAUGACCACCCCACUCCCAGACUUGAUACAAGAUAAAUGCCACGAGUUUGUAUCAGGGUUUUCAGAAGAAUAUACUGACGACUUAUGUAUAAAACUUACGCAUAAUGGGGAAUGGAAAGAGUCGGAUGAAACCCUUAUAAGAGUUACACAGGAUAUUCUUGAUGCAGUGGCCAAUGUUUGGAUGAAUCCAGCAUUUGGACCGGAACUUAUGAAAACACAAAGUGAGGGAACGUAUGUAACAGAUGUAAUAAUCCCUUCGAUUCGGGCAUCAUUGAAAGGGCUACCAUACAGGCAAUCUGCAUUUAUCAGCACUGCGGAGCGACAAAGCAUUGCCAGUGCAGAUAGGAAAGGGGAUGGAUAUUUUGGAAAACGACCAGAUUUCAUCGAUAUCAAAAAAAGAGAAGAUGAAGUAAAAUUGUGGAGGGAAACAAACGAUGGUAUGUUUUGGGUACGACAAGGGUGUAAACCUGAAAAAGAUCAAUUUGGCAUUGUGGGGAUUCAAGUCGCAGGGACCGAAAUCCAGUUAAAUGUACUUAUCAGGGAUAACCUUGAUGUACAUCGAUAUUACCAUCUGAAAAAAACGCAAAUUCCUAUACAAUGGUCGGAUCCAACAUUAUCGACUCUACCUGAAUUUGUCGAAUUAUUGUUGAAUUUGCGGAAUAUUUUGAUCGUCAAUUUAUCUCUGUUAAUGCAAGUACCCACAAGUAAGACGCAUCGUGUCGAAAAAAGUACUACAGUAUCAUCACCUAGAGAAGAAACACCCGACGAACAACAUAAAAAGAGGCAGAGAAGAUCCAAGAAAACGUCAAGAUCUAAUGAGCAUAGAACAAGCGCGUAUUUUUAG
This is a messenger RNA of Paraglomus occultum, 1359 nucleotides long. NCBI's taxonomy places the organism in Eukaryota, Fungi, Glomeromycota, Glomeromycetes, Paraglomerales, Paraglomeraceae. The record is from the annotation of a GenBank genome assembly.